GGGUUGCCAAAUUCAAAAAAUACAAAAAUGAGAAAAAUGAGCAUUUUGAUACUGUUGAUAAUCUUGUGAAUGAGAAUGUGGAGAAUUUGCAUGAGGGGGUGAGUGAUGAAGAUUUAAGACGAAUUGAGAAAGAAGAAGUUAAAAGAUUGUACAAUGAUGAUUAUUCGAGUGAAGAAAUUAUUGAAUCCUCAAAAGAAGACAGAAGCCUAAAUUUCAACCACCUCCAAUAUCUUCAAUACAGCAACAAUGAUAACCGAUUCAAACUUUCUUCAACUUCUUCACAAGACCAAACCAACUCAAUAUCUUUAAACUCCAUUUCCCUUUCUUCCAAAUCCUCGCUUAAUUCCCACCAAUCGACCAUUCAAAAGUACACCUUAGCUAAAACAGAAGGCCUAAAGCAGGUGAAACAAAUGCACCAGAUCGAAUUACACUAGAGAAGUCUCAGAUACAGCCUAUCAUUUAUGGAGAUGUAGUGGCCAUUAAGCACUUUUAUCAGGACCAGGGGGUUUAUAAGUACUUGAGGAAUUGGGAUGGUUUAUGGAUAUGGGUUCCGGAUAAAGAAGAUGCUUGAACAUUUAUUAUCAAGCCAGUUCAGAGGAACACAGCUGAUAAUAUCAUUAACAACCACACAUACCUUCAAAAGAACUCCAAAAGGUAUCGUGAACUGAAUAAUUCUGUUUACACAUCUGACCUAAAGAGCACUUAAAAAUAAUGCUAUCUACCUUCGUACCGCUCAGAAAUACCCUGUUGGUGUGAAUUGUAAUUCUAUACUAUCCCUGCAUUCCCACUUCAUGUUGAAGCGAAAAUAAAACAGGGGACACAAAAAUGCUUCUCGACUUGAAAGAGCAUGAAGAAGAAACUUGUAUCGAAGUAGAUGAAUGGUUGCUACAGGGCGAGACUAAAAGCGAUUCCUCAAUCUUCCCAAACACAGAAUACUUUCUUGCAACCAUAGUCUCCAACAAGUUCACGUACCUGGGCCAGAUAGGUUUCUUAGACGUUGACCUUGUUAAAGAAAAGGAAGGACAUCAGAUUGAACUGGAGAUCGUUGAGAAAAGUCAGAAUACAGUUAGUGUUGAUCAAGCUGAACAAGCAGUUACUGCAAAUGAUCCAUACAUAGUCCUAGAUCACCAAUCCCAUUAUCUAAACUAUAGUCAUCAUUAUAACUUCGAGGGUUCUCCAACAUCAGAUACUCUCAAAGAGCUUAUGUUAAUCGAAGUACCUUGUCUCACAGACAUUCCCUUGACCAAUUCCUUCUUUAUCACUUAUUUCCCACAUCAGAGAAGAAUUCUGUUCACCACUGCUCUUCGCUUCUACAACUCUCUUGAAGAAUACUAUUACUACGCUUGGAAAUAUUUAGGCUACGAAGACGAGAUUCUUACGAUCUGAACUCACCCUCAAAUCUUCGAAGUUGAAGGAGUAUCUGAAGGUCAGGAUUUACUCACAAAUUUUCAGUUGCUAAUUAAAGUGCCAAAUAUGGAAAAUACCUACCUCAGGAGAGUCCCUACAAACGAGCCAGGGGUUAAUAAAAUAAUUGCCUCAGUCUUUGAACAGAAGAAAAAGAAGGAGUUUUUAUUUCAUCUCACUAAGCUCAACUCUUUCGAUAGAGAUAUUGAGCGAAUCGAUCGAGACUUAUUCUACGCCAAGAGGAAAUGAAUUAUUAGUGAAGAAGAAAGCAUUAGAGAACUUGACACAGAGAGCUUAAGAGAUAUUUAUAUUAGCAUGAAACAAUAUAUUCAUUAUUUCCUCAAGUAUAUGCUGAAGAAGGAGCCCAAUGCAACCAAAUGCGAUUCUUCAUCAUAUAUGUGCAUUAAUGGAUAUCAAGACGUUUCUUUGCUCUAUCAUUUCAACCAGGCUUUCGAAUUUGAAAAAUAUCUAAAGAUCCUCAAAGAUAUAAGAACAGAGUAUUUAACCAGAGAAAAAGAUUGCAAAAGUUUGAACAUCUCCCACUUCUACUAUUACUUCUGCUGCUGAGAAUACAUCCUCGCCCUAGGAUGCUCUGACCCAAAAACCACCCCCUUCUCUGCCCUCAAAAAUGCCAAAACCAUCAUCACACAUCCCCUCGAACUAACCGAACUCCACCACCCCAAUCCCCUCCCCCAACCUCCCACUGCCACCCCUUCCUGUCCCCAACCCAUCCUCCCUCCAGCCUUCAACCCAUCUCUAACCCCUCACCAACCCAAGGCCAAGCCAAACAGUGCCUCUGUACAUGACUACAGAAGAGUUAUGUCACUACAGAGAAUAUGUGAACAUGUGUAUGGAAUAGGAGAUGGAGAGGAUGUUUAUGAGUUAAAGUGAUUUCUUCCGUUUGUAAAUUAUGAGUUUGACAGAGGACUUGAGGAGUGUAAUUUGAACAUUCUUUAUGGGAUAAUGACUUCUAAUUAUAAGGAUGCUUUCUGUGUAUGGAGUGGUAACAGAUUAAACAUUCCUGCUAUAAAAUUUAUAUGCCGGAAGCUGAGAUCAUUAGUAUCAGAGGUUAUCAGACUUGAUAUUGAACGUAUGAUCCAGAGAGCUACUGAGUAUAAAUAAUGAAAAGCUUAGAGACACCGAAUUCACAGAUAGAAUGUACUUCAGGGGAAGAGCUGAAGUUCAAAUAAAGCAGCACUUAGAAAUUGGAACUAAUGCUGACCAAAACUCACUUGGAAAAGACAGCCUUCUAAGAAGCUUAUUCCUACUUGUGGUCUAUAGUAUGGGAAUCAGGAUAGGAGUAGAGAGCAUGAAUUACUUUUCCAAGGAUUGGGGCGAAUUGAUCAUAAAAUGAUUUAAACACGAUAUCCACCACUUUCAUAUUCAAGGGCUUCUUAUUAGGUUCUUUACGAAUAUUUACAGUUAUAAUGUUGAAGACGAGGUCUAUAGCGAAGUCAAACUCAGAGAUAUCGAUCUGAUCACAACAAUUAUUAUUGAGAAAGUAAAAGUUAUUGAAGAUUUUGAAUCUGUUGAUGCAUUAUUUUUCAUGAAUGAAGCUUUUGAAUUAUUCCUUUCGCUACUACAGAGCCCUUAUAAUGAGGAUAUGAUGUCUUUCAAACUUCAGAGAGAUUUACAAUUUAAUUUUCUACUUAAAGUUUUAUUAAAAUUAUCGAAAAUAGAAGUUGUAGGAACACCACAUGCAUUCGAUUAUACUAAAUUUACACAUCUCUAUGACAAAUACUUAAUUGAAGCAAAUGAUGCACUUGCCAACAACAAAUGUGGUGAAGUGGAUGUUGUCAUACAAUCUUAUCAUCGAGAUAUUGUCCUUCAGAUAUUCAAGAUUUUCUGACUAAUGUCUAAAAAUAGAAAACAUAGAAAUAAAAAGGGAGGAGUUUUCCAUCAAUUACACUUUUCCCCUAGAAAAUUUUAUUUUCCUUUAAAAAUAAAUGAAAAAGAUUUCAUUAGGAUGAUUCAUGAUGUGAUAAUCAAAUGGAUUAAUUUUGAAGAUGAGCCAGACAUAUCUUCUAAAAUAUUUGAUACUAUCAUGAAAUUUGAUAAACCAACCAUCAAAGCUGGCCAAGAGUUGGCUGAGAUAUCUCGAUUUGAAGAAGAUAUCUCGACUGCAUGAUUAAAAACCCUCCCAUUCUUUACCCAUCUUAACGAAAGUGAUGUCCCAGAAGUUGUCUUAUUAGAACAAAAACUUGAUAUAAUAAAGUCUGAAUUUAUUGAAGCCAAUGAAAUGAGAUAUAAAGAACAGGAGUUAUAUGAUAGUCAUAUGAACAAUAUCUGGAAUAUAAUAUUGUUGAUCACUAAAGCUAAUGGAUUAAUUGAUUUCGAUGAAGACACUAAUGAUGAAUGAGUUUAUGUGCUUUACCAAUUCAUUUCAAAUUGAUAUGAAUGCCUGAUAGAAGCCAGCAAGUAUCCCCUAUUAUCAGAGUCUAUCUGGAAAUUUAAUGGCAAUUUCUUCUCCAUUUGUUGGAAAAAUAAAUCAUGAAAUGACCUGCAUCAAGAACUCCUAAUGACUGUGUUACGAAAAUGAAAUAUAGCAAAGCUCAACCUUGAUUCAUUUGAUCUUCUAAGAGCCGUUGCUUCAAAAUUAGGUCAUUGUUUGCAUGACAAAGAGAAGCUCAUAAAUGGAGAAAUCUCUGGGAAAUUCUUACAUGCUUUUAAUCCUCAAAGAAACAGAGUUAAGAGAAAUGAAAGAUUAUUUGAAUAUGCCAUUCAUAUGAUAAAUCAGCAUCCUGAUGCAGGGCUAAGGAGCUUAUUAAAAGCAAGCAAAGGUGAAACCUCAAAGAAGGCCUCCAUUCAUAAUGAAGGAUAUGAUCUUCAAGCUUGGUGUAGAGAAGAAGGAAUGGAAUCAAGCCUCAUGAGAAUUAUAAAGAAAUAAGUUCAGAAAAGACAUCAAAGUAAUAGAGGAUGAAGAAGCCAAGGGAAUAGUCAUCCGAAGAUUUCAAUUGUUUAUCCAUAGACUUUUGCAGAAUAUCGAGACUCUAUAUCCAAAUUCUGAUACACAGGAUUAUAUUCUUCAUAGUUGAGCAAUGCUUGCAGAGGUACUAAAUGAUGACAAAAUUAUGAAAUAAACCCGAAAUAAAAUUCAUGUUUUAUACAGAACAUUCUAUCAAAGUGAUAUUUUCAUUAAUCCUGAGACAAUACAAUUUCCUCGACUGUGCUCCAAAAAUGAGACAUUUUGCAUUCUUAUUUCUUGCCAAGCUGGUACAAAUCGAUAUAAAAUCAGCAAGGAAAUGUUUCAGAGUUUGGACCCAUUCAAAAGAUAAUAAAAAUAAGCUAUUUGAUAGAAUCAUCAACUUGGCUGGUCAAUUUAACAGCUAUUUUUGAGAUGAAAAUAUUAGCAGAUUGUUAAUUAAUGAUCUUGAUAAAACUGACUACAAAGAGUUUAUUCUAGUAUUAAAAUGGCUAACAAUGUUAUGUAAAAAUAAUACACUUUGGCAAAAUUAUUUAAGCAAGCAGGAUAAUUCUGUUCAAAACCAGAACUUAUUGCUUCCAAUACUUGAGAUCUUAAGAACAGGGGUACUUUGACUUAAUCAUGAGUAUGUCAUAGACUUGUUGAGGACUGUAGUUGGCUUUAUGAUUGAAACAAUAAAUGGCAGGAAUGAAUAUCACAUUAAUCAAUAUGUCACUGCAACAGUAUUCCAGUACUCUAUUGCAGUAAUUCAGGCAGGAUUUUCCUCUGCUGAUUUGGAAUUCUUAAGAAAGGCUCAGAAAGAGUCUAGUUUUGAGCUCUCAAAAUAAUGCAUUUGGCCGAACCAUGACUAAGGCUAGUUUAGCUGUCUCCCAAAAAUUAAAUUUACUGAAGCAAGAAGUGCUUUGAAUGAUCAAUUGCUUAAUUCUUCCUGGAAAGGAGCAUUUUAUCCGUAAUGAAGAGAAUUAUGAGUGCUUUAACAACAUGCUAAAAUUGAACUAUGUGCAGUAUAGAAUUUAUAAAUAUGACAACUACACAACAGAGUUAUUUAAUCAAGAUUCGAAGCUCUCGAAGGUGUAUAAUAUAAAUCUUGGAUUCCAAUGCUACUACCUUAUUGCAGAAUUGUGGGAUAAUAAUUAUGAAAACAAUUUAAAUUGAGUGCAGCUGAUUGAUACUGAGAAAACUCUCUCAAAAUAUUGGAAGCUAGUAAAAAGUCUAUGGUUUAAAUUUAAUCCUUUGAAGGGUAAAUACAAGCAGAUUGUUGAGCAGAAAUAUCGCCCCUUUGAAAAUGACAAGAAUUUAUUAAGAAAAGCUACAAGAUUCUUUGACAGCUAUAGCUCAAAUAUUGAAAUAGUUAUGCCUGAUGGUAGAAUGGUCAAUAGGUAUUUUGAGAUACUCCCUCCAUUCCUUUCCUUCACACAAACUGAGAAGGAUUCUUUUUGGAUUCAAGCAAACCUAGACAAUAGUAAAACAGCAGUUGCAUCUUUUGCAAGUUUUGCCGAUGAUAAAAUAGAUGAGCUUUUCAUCCAACAGGAAAUACAAAAUUUGUGGUUCUGCCCAAGAGAUGUCUCUAAAAAUAACUGGUUAAGUGAUAUUCUAAGAAUACUGAUAUUAAUGAUAAAUUUCAUCAUAUUUUUCUCAUUAGAAAUCAAUGAAGGAGAGAUUCUUGACAAGCCUCAACUGUUUGAUCUGAGCUUUUCCAUUACCAAGACUAUUCAAACUAUCCUUGGCAUAUUAAUUCUGCUACUGUUUGGAUAUAUAACUAUGAUCCAAGGAGCCAUUAUGAUAAAACUACAAUCAAAAAGAGCUCUAAAACGAGAAGAAGACAUUAACAAAAGGAAAAAGAGUAUUAGAAUUUUGAAACUAAUUUCCUAUAUGGUCAAUAAUUUAGAAGACACAUUUCAGAUAAGAAACAUAUGGUGUUUAUUAACCUGUCUUGGUUUCUCUCUGGCUGGCAUUUUUGUAGACUUCUUUUGGUUUUCAUUCACUCUAACUUAUAUGCUAAUAUUCUCACCUCAAAUACUUGAAGUAACAAAUGCAGUAUGGAAGCCUAAAUAAAAGGAUUGGUUCAACUGUAAUCUUAAGCUCUAUCAUUCUUUACUGGUUCAGCAUAAUUGCUUAUGUCUAUUUCAGUAAUGAUUUUAACCUGGUUGUUGAAGGAUCAAAUGAGACACUACUAAGAUGAAUAGCUGUUAUUUUCGAUUCAUGGUAUAAAUUUGGUCUUGGAGCUUUCCUUGCUGAAAACGGGAGGUCGUCGAUACUAGAACAAGUUGAAGAGAGGAUGGAAUAUAAAAUCCAUGCCAGCAGAAUGAUUUUUGAUUUCUUAUUCUUCUUUAUCGUUCCCACACUCCUUCUCAGUAUUCUCAGUGGAAUCAUCAUUGAUAAUUUCGGUGAAAGAAGAGCAAAGAGCGACUCAAUAAAACAAAGGCAAAAUGACCUCUGCUUUGUCUGUGGUAAACUCUCUAGUGACCUAGCAGAUUUUGAGCAUCAUUGUAAAUUUACACACAAUAUAUGGGAUUACAUGUACUACAUAGGAUACAUUAGAUCUAUGAAAGAAAGCCAAAGAAAAGAUUAUCGAGACAUACAUGUAUUCAACUGUUUAAAACUCCACAAAAAUGACUGGUUUCCUGCCUACCAAGACUUUGCCGAAGAAAGAGCUAAGCACCAAAUGUCUCAGAAUAUGCUUGGUGAAAUUAUAACGAAUUGUUCCAAUGAACAUCAGGAUAAGAGUCCUUCUGAAAAAGAUUCUGAGUUUCUAAAGGAAUAUGAUCAGAAAACAGUAGAUCAGUUUGUAAACACAACUAAGCAACAAAUUGAAGAAAUUAAUAAUAAGAUAGAAGAUAAAAUUAGCUCAGUUCAUGCUGAAAUGGCCGACCAAAUCAGCUCAAUCCAGUCAGAGAUGAAGACACAAAUGGACUGUAUGAGUUCAAAAAUUGAUUUGAUUUUAUCCAAGAUUAACCCUUCAAAAUCCUAACUUUCACUAAGAAAUCGGAGGUGGAAU
This is a messenger RNA of Moneuplotes crassus, 7325 nucleotides long. Lineage: Eukaryota; Ciliophora; Spirotrichea; Euplotida; Euplotidae. The record is from the annotation of a GenBank genome assembly.